GCAAACUAUAAAUAUGAGAUUUCUUCGUAACAACUCUCACACUUGAAAAACACAGACUUUAUCUUCUUCCUCUUUUCUCACUCUCUAAUUUCUCUCUCUGCACUAACCCUACCACACGGUGAAACCGCCAUGAAUCUCCAUUUUCGAGCUUGAAUUGGUUUCGAUGAACAACAGCAAGAUGAAGAAGGUUUCGAAGUUGAGGACUUCGAACGAGAACGUUUCGCCAUUGAUGGUCGAGUUGGAUGAUAACAGAGGACUACGUUAUCUCCAAUCAACAACGGUGAGUCCAGGUUUUCAACCCUACGCCGCCGAGAACUUCGACGUUACCGGCUCGCCGUCGCAGCUCGCUAAAUACUUCUACGCUGUAUCUCCGGUUUCUGCUAAAUCAGGUGACUCCUUCACUUCUCCGAUUUACGGCUCCAGUAAGUACAGGUUAGCAAAAACGCCGCCGUACUCCGGUACCAGCAACAGCUCAGGGGGGAAUAGUAGCUUCAGUUCUCGCGGUAGAUUGUCUCUCUCGCCGCUUGCUUCAAUUGAGAAUUUGGAGAGGAAGCAGCUCUCGUCGCCGCGGAUGUAUCAAACGCCAGUGAAGGGUGGUGAGGAAGUUAUUGUGAUGGAUGAUAUACAGGUGAGGUCAAUGUCAGGAGGAAAGAACAGAAGAUCUUCAUCUUCUUCUUCUUCUUCCGGUAGAGGCUCUUCAUCUUCCUCUUCUUCGUCCUCGAAGAGUGUGUUGUUUAAGAAGGAGGUUUGCAGAGCAUGGGAGGAAUCUGGAAACUGCCGCUAUAACUCCAAAUGCCAGUUUGCCCAUGGAAGAGAAGAGCUUCAUCUAAGUCGUCUCUCCAUGAAGAGUAAAUCUGAGGCACAGAUGGGCAGAUUAUCUAUGAGAGCAGGACUGUGCUUGUAUGGCCCGGACAGCCGCAUUCUUCCUGAAUCCGCUGAAGUAGCUGAAUCUGGACCUGUAGUCACAAGACUUGCAAGAUCUCAACCAGCUUCCCCUGAACCUCAUCGCACUCAUGCCAGCCUGGACAGCCGUAUUGUUCCUGAAUCCGCUGAAGUAGCUGAACCUGGACCUGCAGUCACAAGACUUGCAAGAUCCCAACCAACUUCGCCUGAACCUCAUCGUACCCCUGUCAAUCCAAACACCAUCAGCGACUGGUCACCCCUGGACGAUGGCAUUGAGGCUGUCCUCCCAAAUGGUUCAGACAGAGUUCCCUCUAGGGAGGAAGUUGAUGCAUACAUUUUUGGCAUUCUCAAUCAGCCGACCACUAAAAGAAGACUACCAGUGUUUGCGGCACUUUGCGAGGGGCAGUAAUCUCCAUGACGACUAGCAAAAAGACUCCUAUCUGUUGGAUAUUACUUUCAAACCCAUUUUUCUACCUUUUGAAUAAUUUCCCCCCAUUUGUUAGAUAAAUAAAUAAGUACAAUCAUUGUUGGGUGUGCUGCUAAUGAUGUUCUGGGAGAGUUGAUGACUAGAUUACCAGUACUGUGUAUAUAUUUCAAAAUAAUGACACAUUUUUACAAGAAAGGCAAAACCCAGCAAUGGUUUGAUUGAA
Medicago truncatula (barrel medic) is the source of this 1553-nucleotide messenger RNA. Its product is annotated as mRNA decay activator protein ZFP36. The record is from RefSeq and is a predicted model, not a curated record. The coding region runs from base 164 to 1312 and encodes 382 amino acids. The transcript is spliced from 4 exons. NCBI's taxonomy places the organism in Eukaryota, Viridiplantae, Streptophyta, Magnoliopsida, Fabales, Fabaceae. Gene Ontology annotation, molecular function: mRNA binding; metal ion binding.